UAAGGGGUGUAUUAUUAAUCUCUUCAACUUCAACGAAAACGGUUGUAUAACUGUUAUUGAGUUAAUAUUACAAAAUCCGUUGUUAUUUAGCUUUUACCAGAAGGCAGGAAUAUUUUACCCCUUUUUCUUUUUCACCAGACCAUAAAUAUUAGAAGCUGAAGGUACUAGUGCUAAAGUAGUGCAUCUCAGCAAAGAUGAAGAGUGUUCUCUUAUUUUGUUUCCUGUUGAUAGCUAUUGAGGUAUGCCUUGUAGUUUCAAAAGAGGGUUUUCAAGAUGAUCCAGAGAACUUUGAAUGUGGACAGGUUUUAAAUGAAACGAGUGCAACUGUAGAUUUGGUUAUUAAUAAAACAACCUGCAAUAUAACAAUUGCACCAAAUGGCAAAGGAGAGGUUAAAGAAGUGUUUUUGAUUUUUGAAAAUGUAAUGAGUGAAAAAGAAAACUUCACAAUCGUUAAUAGUACAGGUGUUUUACUCUUUGGUCCUUUCAAUGGUACACAAGAUCCAUUUAUGGUUUUGACUGGCAGCAAGAACCUAACUAUAGUUGUAAAGACAGAAAAUAUUACAAACCCAAGGAAAUUUAUAUUUCGUUACUCCACUGAAGAUUGUUCUUGCGGUGAUGAAGGUUGUCAUUAUGGAAACUUUAAAUUGCCCCUCUAUAAAGGAAAGAAUGAGACAACAACUUGCAAUUUUACAUUGCGUGCCACAGAGGGACAUAAACUUUUAGUUGAAUUCAGGAAGUUCAACCUAAGUCCUUCUUCCAGCUUGAAUGUUCUUGGAAGUGAACCAGUGAAUCACAUUUUCAGAGGAACAAACUUGCCACAGGACCUCUUGGGUGCUAGACUUCAAAUGACUUUGGUACUUCACCGUUUAGAAUUGGGUCAAGCAUUUAAUUUUAUCACAAACACUGUCUCUAAAGAUUGCAGUGGAGGGGUUGUCUUGAAUUCAUCAAUCACUCUGAAAUCUUCUAAUUUCACUGGAGAAAACUGUCAUUGGAUAUUCUAUGGGGUGAAUAAAACUGUGCUGGGAUUAACGUUUCAGAACUUGCAAUUUAAGGGAGUACUGGACGAGAUCAGUGUAUUUGAUGGGGAUCGAAAGCUCUCAGGCAACAAUCUUAUUAAAGUUUCUGCCAACAGUGAUACAAGUAUUAAAGAUAAAUAUAUUCGAACUAGUGGAAACAAUAUGACUGUAACUUACACCAACCCGUUUCAGACUGAAGCUUUUCCAGUUAAUCUUACCAUUCAAGUUUCAUCUUACGGUGGAGGAGGUUACUUUAAAAACAAUGGAACCAUAAACUUGAAUUCUUCUAAAGAUACUGUAUCCCUGAUCAAGGUCAAAGAUGAUGAACAAGUAAUGCUAACGAUUUCCAAUUCUUCUAUGCUGUCACCAGGCUCGUUUAUUGAAGUAUAUAGUGCUUUUUACAAAAAUUCUCCUCUGAUAGCAAACAUUGUGAAGAAUAGUAAACCAAGUUAUCCAGUAGUCUCUUCUACAUCUGAGAUGAUGAUUAUUUCUCACAACUUCACAGGCAUUGAAAAUUUCUCGGGAAAUUUUACAGGUGUUCCAAAAGGUUGUCAUAGUGUAAGUACAGAAAAAAGUGACGUCUUCACUUUAUCAGGCAACUGUAACCAUACGUGUACAUGGGUAAUACCACAUAUUAAUCCUGCUAGAGUCAAUAGUACAGAUAAUUUAGUUCUGAAAAUGAAUUCUCUCAAUUUGCUUGAUGGAGAUCAAAUUAAGUUGUCAAAACUGGAUGAACAGAUGACAAAAGUAGCAACAAUCACAGCAAAAACAAAUUUUGUUCCCAUCCUGUAUCUGCCUGCUAAAACUGGAGCCUAUGUUGCUGUGUCACGAGGUAACUGCACAGGACAUAAUAAAGUCCUAGCAGCCAGCUAUGAUACCAGUCCUGCUUGUAAGAAACAAAUGAACAUGACUCUAGGAGAGUACAGCACAGUGUCCUCUCCAAACUUUCCUGACAGUUAUCCACUUGGAGCAGAGUGUCUUUGGAACAUUGGCAUUCCUGGAAGUAAAAGUGGUCUUCUUCACAUCACUUUUAACAGCCUGGACUUAACUCAGAAUCACACACUUUCUAUACAGGGAGUCUUGAAUGGGACAGAAACAGAAACUGUUGUCCUUGGGGAAAAGAAUUCAUCUCUUCCAAAUGAUUUUCUUUUAAAACCACAGAAAGAAAUAAACUUUUUAUCUUAUUCUGUUGGAAAUCUGACUGUUGGAAGAGGAUUUGAAAUCAUGGUAACAGCUCUUGACUGUGGUGGAGUACAUACAAACGAUUCUGGAAAACUUGAAAUUAGACCAAAUGUUACCUCGUGUGUUUGGAUCAUCCGAGUACCACCCACUAAAGGAGAUGCUGUCAACAUUAUUACAUUUUCUAUUAAAAAACCAGAAGAUAAAAGUAUACUGAAGAUAUAUGAUGGAGGUUCAGUACGAGAUACACAGAUUACAAACCUUACAGCCUCAAGUAUAUGGAGCAGAACCAAUGAGCUUUUGAUUAUUUACCAGCCAGCCAAGAAUACAUCAGCAAAUGUUACUGUUCAUUAUGCAAUAAAAUCCUGUGGUCCAAGCAUGCAGUGUGAAAACAAAAUUUGUUUACACCCUGACUGGAUUUGUGAUGGUGUAAAUGAUUGUGGGGACUUCUCAGAUGAAAAGAACUGCACUGCAAUCCAGCCCACUCCUUCCCCCACUGAGCCCUCAAAAUCUAGUGGAAUUUCUCCUGUUGCUAUGGGACUUGCCAUACCACUAGCAUUUAUCUGUGGCAUUUUGGUGGCCUACCUUGUACCUUACGCAAUGAAAAAAUACCGUGAAUCGGCCACCUACACACCUUUCCGUAAUAUUGAAGAAAAUGCUUAAUUCCUGUCUUUAAUCUUGUGUUUAGCUUGAGUUUGGUGUCAGGAAACAAACAUUACAUAUUAAUGGUGUGAGUCAUUUAGAGUAUCUGUGAUUUUGGAAAAAAAAAGUAAUUUAGUUACUACUUUCUAGACUUUUGUGUUGUUUUUUAAGUUUAUUUGUAAGGUGGGUUUAAAAAUAAAGUGCAAUUUUGCACAUUGAUAAUUGUAUUAUCUCACUAAGUUGAUUUUUGUUUUAAGUACUGUGAUCACACUGUCCUUGGUAAUAUCCCAUGUAUGUUUAUUCCUUUACAAAGUUGUACACUAGAAAUGGAUUUUCAUGUAUUUUUUUUCUUUACAUUGCAUUACUAAUCUUAAAAGAAAAAUUGCAGUGAAGUUUUUUGUGAAUUAGUGUUAUGAAUUAACGUUUUUUAAUGGAUUUUGCUUUAAAAAGAAGUUUUUAAGCAUCUUGUAGAUUUAUUAUUUUCUGCUCUCCCAGGUUAAUGUACUAAUUAUUCGGAAUUAAUAUAAUGAUGAGUAAGUUCAAGAAAGUUAGUUUUUGUAAUUACACGAGUGUUGGAGAAAUAUUACAAGGAAGAAGAGUGCUAUUGUUUCUAAAACCUAACCUUGUAACAGAAGAGGUCCAUUAAAUUGUGGUGUGUGUAAUAACCUCUGUGUGACUUUGUGAAUGGUAAACCAAGACUACCCUAAGAAGUGCUUUGGUUGAUAGUUAGUAAAAAUACCAAGAAUUUGUUCUGUCAAGUGGUUGAAUGUUGAAUGGUAGAUUAUUUAACAUUUUAUUUUCAUGGGGCUCGAUUGUGAAUCUGUGGUAUUUUUAAGAAAAGCUUUGUAUCAUAAAAUUUAUGUACUGGAUCACUGGUAAAUAAAACUUGGUUAAAGUAUG
Molecule: messenger RNA, 3737 nt
Organism: Limulus polyphemus (Atlantic horseshoe crab)
Lineage: Eukaryota; Metazoa; Arthropoda; Merostomata; Xiphosura; Limulidae
Product: cubilin-like
Exons: 17
Coding region: 195-2858 (887 amino acids)
Biological process (GO): negative regulation of inflammatory response
Molecular function (GO): protein binding
Source: RefSeq, a predicted model, not a curated record